Dentiscutata erythropus is the source of this 485-nucleotide messenger RNA. NCBI's taxonomy places the organism in Eukaryota, Fungi, Glomeromycota, Glomeromycetes, Diversisporales, Gigasporaceae. The record is from the annotation of a GenBank genome assembly.
ACGUAGUGCUAUAAAAGAACAUGCAGAAACAAAAGAUCAUUUAGAUUCAUGUAAAAGAAAUAAAAUAAAAGUGCCGUCAGAACAUAUUAUAAGUUUAAUGAAGAUUAUAUAUUGUAUGGCAAAAGAUGAUCUUCCAUUAAACAAAUUUAAAAAUCUUACUCAUCUUGGCCGUGCUAUUGAAGCUCCACAUUUGAUUCCCGAAAACAACCCAAUUACUUAUGAAAAUAAUAUAUGUGGCCGAGAAUUGUUGUCUUCUAUAUCUUCUUCAAUUGAAAAUAAUAUUUGGAAGAAAUUGUCUCUUGCAUCAGCUAUUGGAAUUAUAGUUGAUGAAAGUACCGAUAUUGCUAUGGAAUCUCAUAUUAUAAUUUAUGUUAGAUAUUUUAUUAAUGGUGUUAUAAAAAUACGAUUUUUAUGCUUAUUAGAAAUUGAAGCUAAGGAUGCAAAAUCAAUAUAUAAUACAAUAAUUAAACCAUUUAUUGCAAAAA